AUGCAGAAGAUAUUAAGGCGCCUGUUUCCAGCAACGACACUCAUUAGUUGUCGACAGUCGGUUUAUUUAUCAUUCCAAAGGACUUCUUCAGGAUACACGUGGUUUGCAAAGAGGAGACACACGGAGCCGGCGCCCAUACCCUCCUCUUUAUCGGGACACGUCCCCGUUAGUAGCAGCUGGCUAAAUUUCUUCAAUUCCCACACACAUCAGGAUAACCCGCUUGAUCUUCUUAGACGAGACGGUUUAAGGUCAUUUUCUUCGCAUUUUACAAGAAGUGUCAUGUCCACAAAUACUCGCAGUUCCACAGAUGAACCUGAAGUGAAGAGAAACAAAAUGUCGAAAAAGAUAGGAACCCAUAAUGGAACAUUUCACUGUGAUGAAGUCAUGGCAUGUUUCCUAAUUCAGUUGCUUCCAGAAUACAAAGACUCUACAAUUGUGAGAACUCGAGACAGCAGCAAACUAGACGAGUGUGAUAUCGUGGUGGAUGUUGGUGGUGUGUACGAUGAGAAAAAAUUGAAAUUUGAUCAUCAUCAAAGAACUUUUAAUGAGAGUAUGAACAGCCUGAAUCCGAAUUUCAAGUGGGUGACCAAACUGAGCAGUGCUGGUCUCAUUUACUAUCACUAUGGCCGCAGGAUCAUUGAGCAAAUUCUGGAAUUAAAUCCCAAAGACCCGGCCAUUGUAGACAUUAUCUAUGACAAAAUUUAUGAGAAUUUUGUUGAAGAAAUUGACGGCAUUGACAAUGGGAUUAACCAAACGGAAGAAAAACCAAAGUACCAUAUUUCCACCCAUAUUUCCAAAAGAGUUGCUCAUUUAAAUCCCCGUUGGAACGAGGACGACUUUGAUGAAGAUGAAUUGUUCAGGAAAGCCAUGAAACUCGUUGGAGAUGAGUUUGUUGAUCGAAUUUUAUUCUACAAAAAAUCGUGGCUUCCUGCCAGAGAAAUUGUCUUAAAGGCUCUGGAAGGCCGGGAAAAGGUAGAUGAGAGUAACGAGAUUUUACAUUUAACCUCCGGGGGUUGUCCAUGGAAGGAUCACUUGCUUCUUCUGGAAAAAGAAAAAGAAAUCACACCCAGUAUUAAGUAUGUCCUUUAUACUGAUCUGGUCGGCAAUUGGAGGAUUCAGUGCGUUCCUGUACAUCCAGAAGGAUUCUCAAACAGACUUUCGCUACCUGAAGAAUGGCGUGGGCUUCGAGAUGAGAAGUUGUCUGAAAAAUCUGGAAUCAAAGAUUGUAUUUUUGUUCAUGCAACAGGAUUUAUUGGUGGCAACAAAACAUAUGAUGGCGCCUUGGAAAUGGCAAGAAUGGCUUUGAAAAAUAAAAAGGAAGACUAA
This is a messenger RNA of Acanthosepion pharaonis, 1326 nucleotides long. The record is from the annotation of a GenBank genome assembly. NCBI's taxonomy places the organism in Eukaryota, Metazoa, Mollusca, Cephalopoda, Sepiida, Sepiidae.